AUGCUUUCGCGUCCUCCAGCUUCUGCAGGUAAGGUGCAACUUGCUACACAUUCUUUCACUUUCGAUCAUGUCUAUGGAAGCUCUGGUUCCGCAUCAUCCUCCAUGUUUGAAGAUUGUGUUUCUCCUCUUGUUGAGGUUCCGUUUCAAGGAUAUAAUGCUACUUUUCUAUCUUACGGUCAUACCGGUUCAGGGAAGACAUACACCAUGGGAACCAUAUUCAAAGAUGGUUACCAAACCGGAGUUAUUCCUCAAUUCAUGGCUGCUUUAUUCAACAAAAUCAAAAGUUUACAGGAUCAAAUAGAGUUCCAGUUGCAUGUUUCCUUCAUCGAGGACUCACUUGGUGGGAACAACAGAACUGUUAUGAUAGCUUGUGUUAGUCCUGCUGAUAGAAAUGUUGAGGAGACUCUCAACACUUUAAAGCAAUUCUGGUGUGAUAGGGAGGAAACAACAAAAGAGUUGGAGCAUACUCUUCUCCAAGACUUCACGGAUAAAGAGUUAUUGUUGCACAUGUUUUGUUCUGAUCUUGCUUAUGACAAGUCACUUCAGCAGCUAAAAUGCUUCUUGAGAUACACCCUGAUAUCAGAUCCAAAUUCUAACGGUUACUUUGAUAUGAUGAUUAAGUCAAAUCCAGAGAUUCUGAAAAGAUGGAACAAUGAGGUACAAGAAGUUGUUCAAUCAAGGGUUGCACUUGUACAGUUUCAUGUACUUGUUCAGCUCCACCAGAUAAGACAAAAUGACCAAUUGGAUGUUAGCAAAUUAGUUACCAGCUUAACAAGGGGUACCGUUCGUUCGCCUUUAGCACAAUGCCUUUUAAUUUGUUACACAAGUCAGGAUUUCCGUGUUGUUCUUGAUAACGAGUUGAGAUUGAUAUUGAAGUUAAGAGACAUGAUGAAGGGUUUUAGAGCUUCUUCUGGCAACUUAAUGACAAGUUACUGA
This is a messenger RNA of Lactuca saligna, 936 nucleotides long. Lineage: Eukaryota; Viridiplantae; Streptophyta; Magnoliopsida; Asterales; Asteraceae. The record is from the annotation of a GenBank genome assembly.